UGAGGCAGCUUCUAUGUGUAUAUGUCUCUCAGAGCGCCACAUUUAAAAACAAGACUGGACGCGAGUCGCUAUCCCGUUAGCUUCUUUCGAAACGCUCGCUCACAAUUAGUUACAACUCGCCUUCAUACAUAAAACAUUAAACAUUGAACGCCCAACGAUCUAUCCCGGCAUUAUCUUCCCUGCUUUCCCAUUCCUGAACUUAAGUAGGGAAGACACUCGGGCUGAUUGUUAUGAUCAGCCUGGCAGUGAUCAGAACGGUCGGCUGCGUAUCUGUGUUCAUCCGCUCUGAUUAUGUAUACUUCAUCUCCAUGCUGGCCGUCAAGGGCCCCUUGUUAUCGGUCCCCGCAGACGGCGCGUAUCCACAACAGAAGGCUUGUGGGUGUAGCUCUCUAAUCACUUGAGCUUGAUUCGCCGUUAAGCGGUUGUCAUUUUCGCCGGCAGCGUCAAGCAGCCCUGGCCGGGGACUCGACCCGAGCCACCAUGGUAACAGCCACAAAACACAGGCACAAACUCGUUUUAUACUCAUUGUCUGCCUCUUCCCCAACGCAGUGGCUUCUCAGCUCUUAAAAUCUGGUGGAUAUUCAACUCGCUUCAAUGGAUGAGAUGAACCCCUCUUCGCUCCUCAGCCAGUCCACCCCCCAGCUCCCCGGGGGGCUGUGCGGCCUGGGGACCCCCGCCCUGGGUGUGUCCGCCCUGGGCGCGUCCGCUGGGCCGGGGGAGUCGGAGACGGAGCUCCAGAAGCUGCUCAUCGAUGAGAGGAUGAGGUGUGAGAACCACAAGAUGAACUACCAGACGCUGAAGGCAGAGCACAACAGGCUGCAGGAGGAGUUGUCGCGGGCCCAGGCGGAGGUGCGGGAGCUGCAGGGGGAGAGGACGGCCCGGCAGGAGAAGCAGCAGCUGCAGCUGGCCGAGCUGAGGGGAGAGCUGCUGGACAAGACCCGCGCUCUGGAGGAGAGCCGGCUGCAGGUGAUGACCCCCCAGAGGCUGGACCUGCUGCGGGCUCAGCUGCAGCAGGAGAUGGAGGCGCCCGUCAGAGAGCGCUUCAACAAGCUGGAGGAGGAGGCGGAGCGGUACCGGUCGGAGUACAACAAGCUGCGCUACACCUACACCCUCCUCAAGGCCCAGGCGGAGCACCAGCAGCAGGAGAGCGCACGCACGCUGGAGGAGAGGGACAUGCACUUUGAGGCCCAGCUGUCCCACCUGGAGCGGGAGAAGGACGACCUGGUGGCCCAGCACCGGGGCUCGGACCCCAGCCGCGACGGCCGCCGCGUGGAGGUGCUGCUCCGGGAGAAGGCCCAGCUCCACCUGCGGCUCAAGAGCAUGGAGGCGGAGGUGGCGGAGCUCCGCGCCCAGCGGGACAACUCGGGCCAGCAGGCGGACAACGUGCAGCGCAUCCAGGUCCGGCAGCUGGCCGAGUCCCAGGCUGCCCUCAAGUCCCUGGAGGCGGAGCGUCAGUCGGUGCGGUCGCAGCUCGAGCGCGUGGAGUGCGAGAUGCGACUCGCUUACGAGCAGAACUCCACGCUGACGGGACGACUGCACAAGGCAGAGAGGGAGGUCAGCAGCCUCACCGACCAGGUGGAGGGCCUGAAGCACUCCCACAAGCUGGACCUGAACAACGUCAGGCUGGAGUGUGCCCGCAGCAAGGGGGAGCUGGAGAGGGAGAGGAACACCCUGCAGGGCCAGAUGGAUGCUCUGCAGACAGACGUGGAGGUGCUGAGGGCCUGCGGGGAGAGGCAGAAGGAGGUGCUGGUGGAGAAGGAGAGAGAGAUGGUGCGGCGGGUGCAGGCCGCCCGAGAGGACGAGCUCCACAAGAUGGCCAUCCUGCACGAGGAGAAGCUGGAGGUGGAGAACCGCCUGUCAGAGCUGGAGCAGCAGAGGGCGCUGCAGGACACCGCUGGCCACGCCCACCGCGAGGAGUGGGAGGAGCGUCUCCGUGGCGCCCAGCUGGGGGAGGAGUCGGCUCGCAAAGAACUACAAAACCUCAGGACCAAGCUGCUCCAGCAGACCGCCCACCUGGAAGAGCUGGAGAGGAGGAAGGAGGAGCUGGGCGACCUCCGACGGAACCAGGAGCUGGGCGUGCGGCUGGGGACCCUGGUGCACACAGAGGGGGGGCUGCAGGCCUCCAACCAGCGCCUCAAAGACGCCCAGGACGUCCUCCGGGAGGAGCUGAGGGCCGCCCGCGCCCAGGCGGAGAGGAGCCAGCACGACGCCGAGCGGGUUCUGGAGGAGCGGCAGGUCCAGUGGCUGGAGGAGAAGCACGGCCUGCAGGCGGAGCAGGACCUGCUGCAGCACAAGUACGGCCAGGCCAAGGAGCGGCUGCACCGUGCCGCCGGCGCCCAGAAGAAGCGGAAGGCGCAGACGGAGAACAAGGAGAAGCGGCUGCACAAUAAGAUCCAUCAGCUGGAGGCCAGGAUAGCAGAGCUGGAGCUGGAGAGCAGCACAGCCAAGAGGCGUCCCUCCCACUCUGAGGAACAAGCCAAUCUCAACCGGCGGCUCAAGGAACUCCAGCGACGGCACAGCGAGUUCCGCCACCUCCUAUUGGGCCACCAGGCUCCCACUGGCACAGGCCCCGCCUUCCUUCCCUCCUCGCUCUUCCCCCCGCCGCCCUCAGCCCAGGUCACGGAGGAGCAUCACCUGCGGGAGGUGUCCCAGCUCUACCGCCGGCUGGAGGAGCUGGAGAGCGUCCAGCUCCACCAGAUGGAGGAGCUGGGGGCGCCCGCUCAGAGGGACCAGGCCGUCUCCGGACAGUGCUGACCGCUGACCCCCCUGUCGCCUGAAGCCCUUUGACGCUCGACCUCACCGCCUCAAGGCCACGCCCCCUAACCCCCCCCCCCCACACACACACUUGACCUCUGACCCUGUCGCCUGAACCCCUGAACUUCCCCCCUUUGACUUUCGACCUCACCGCCUUAGGGCUAAACCCCCUGACCCCCCCCCCUCCAUAUUCGACCUUUGACCUCUGGUACCCUGACCUCCAUGCCCACCGUUUCCUAACCUUGUGACCUCUCUGAACACCCACAGACAGAGAGUAUUACCAGCAUCAGUUUCAUUCUGAACCCCCAAAUCUUCCCCAGUAUAAAGACACUCGUACCAGUACCACUGGCCUCAGGAUUAAUGGCAAUAGAUUAUGAAUUGAUUGUUCUGGUUCAAAUGAAUCAAUGAGUUAAACAGUGUUACUGUAAAAAAAAAAGAGACAAUAUUUAUUGGAUUAUACAUCCAUGAUUUUUAAUGUUUUAUAUUGUCACACUCAGGUGCUAUCGUCGCAUUCGGAAAAGGAAAAGGUGUGAGACUCCGAGCCAGGGCUGCAGCUUCGCGCUCCACGUUGCACAUCGUCUUUAUACUUGACUAUUUGCUAGGUUGUUGUACAAAGAAAGUAGUUUGAGCCUGAAUAAAAAAAUAAUCAUUUGACUGA
Gadus macrocephalus (Pacific cod) is the source of this 3412-nucleotide messenger RNA. RefSeq names its product centrosomal protein 83 (gene cep83). Gene Ontology annotation, cellular component: centrosome. Bases 595 to 2754 code for a protein of 719 amino acids. The record is from RefSeq and is a predicted model, not a curated record. NCBI's taxonomy places the organism in Eukaryota, Metazoa, Chordata, Actinopteri, Gadiformes, Gadidae. The transcript is spliced from 16 exons.